Messenger RNA from Oncorhynchus masou masou (cherry salmon), 1835 nucleotides. RefSeq names its product fibroblast growth factor 12-like. Gene Ontology annotation, biological process: regulation of voltage-gated sodium channel activity. Gene Ontology annotation, molecular function: sodium channel regulator activity; growth factor activity. Gene Ontology annotation, cellular component: cytoplasm; nucleus. The transcript is spliced from 5 exons. NCBI's taxonomy places the organism in Eukaryota, Metazoa, Chordata, Actinopteri, Salmoniformes, Salmonidae. The record is from RefSeq and is a predicted model, not a curated record. The coding region runs from base 309 to 908 and encodes 199 amino acids.
UCCCGAUAUAAACAGCGCGCGGACACUGGUAGGCUUAAUGCACACGCGUGGACAGACACAGCGUUCAAUUUGCUCGGUCUGAAAUCACCCCAAAAUAUCCGAGUUAGCCAUUUUGCCCUACACAAUAUCGACUCACGGACAGUCCGGCCAUUGAUAAACCAGCUGUUCUCACUGGUCACGCUUGUUGAUUACAGAGGCAGACAAACCAGGGGGAAGAAGAACCACAUCCCGACCAGAACAGGUCUGACAUCUCCCAGAAACGAAGCGUCUCUAACUUCCCUCCCUGAUCAACCUAAUCACAACGGGAGAUGGAGAUCAUUAAAGUAGAUAAAGCAGACAAAGCACCCGAGCCACAGCUGAAGGGCAUUGUGACGCGACUGUUCAGCGAGCAGGGCUUCUACCUGCAGAUGAAGCCGGACGGCACCAUAAAUGGGACCAAGGACGAGAACAGCGACUACACUCUGUUUAACCUCAUCCCGGUGGGGCUGCGGGUGGUAGCCAUCCAGGGGGUGAAGGCCGGCCUCUACGCCGCCAUGAAUGGAGAGGGCUUCCUCUACACCUCAGACUUGUUCACAGUAGAGGCGAAAUUCAAGGAGUCUGUGUUUGAGAACUACUACGUCAUCUACUCAUCAACACUGUACCGGCAGCACGAAUCUGGCAGGGCCUGGUACAUGGGCCUCAACAAGGAUGGCGUGGUCAUGAAGGGCAACCGAGUGAAGAAGACCAAGCCCUCUUCACACUUUGUGCCCAGACCCAUCGAAGUUUGCAUGUACAAAGAGCCAUCGCUGCAUGACAUUGAGGAGAAGGGCCGCUCACGGAAAGACUCAGGAACUGAGGCUCCCGCUCUCCUAAACGGAGGAGAAAAAGUGGCGGGCCAGGACUCCACAGGGCAGGACGGUGGCUCAUAGCCUGCACAUCGCCCCAUUGAUUUCUUACACCUUGUUCAACGACCACAACAACGACGAUAAAUGAGAACACAACAAAAUAUAAAAAAUAAACAUAUUUUAAAAUCAGGACGUUGAAUUGACAUUUUAUGCAAAAGCCUGAUGCGAGUGUGGCACCAGGAAGCUCAUCCUCCUUAUCAUGACAAUGUCAAUGUUUCAAAGUCAAGCUCUAAAAUAAGCUUUAAACCAUGCUAGUUCACACAUCUUGAUUUAAUGAAUGUGACAGCACUUUCAUUGUGUUGUUAUAAUCAUGAAUAAGAAUUGUAUUGUAAUUGAUUUAGGGCUCUAUUCAAUCUGAUCGACUUUUGUCGGCAUACGCAUAGCGGUCGUCUUGGCGGUGUCGGAGAUGGAACUGCGCUAGAGCUGUCAAAUCGACAUGCGGCUCCUGGCAUUAUACCUAAAGCAGACAUUGCCAUUAAGAGAAAUCCCAUGCAGCCUUGUUUACAAGUUCGAACACAGGAAUGUGAGAUUAGGCUGAUAGAAAAUCCUCAUAAUUUCGUUUAAAGAUUUUCAAUUUGAGCGUCAUAUUUUCUCUAUAUCCUACACUUUCUCAUUCUGAACUCGGGUGUGGCUUCAUGACAAUGAUCAAGAGCAGCUGCUCACAGUUUUGACAGCUCCAACACAGUUACACCUCCGACACUGCCAAAACAUCAGCUAUGGGGGUGUCGGCUAUCACCGGUUAAAGCUUGAUCUGAUUGACUCUAGGCCUAAGACUCUUUUCCCCCCUCCCUCCUAUCAUUACGAUCAUUUUCCUUUUGGGUUGGAGGAGGGGAGUCAUGGCGGGGUAAAGGCAGGGGUUUGGCACGGGGAGGUUUGAGGGUCUCUUCUACAGACACUGCUUUCAUAGGGGAACAGGCGUGUAUCACAAAUCCUGCUCUCUGAUUUGAUAUG